Psammomys obesus (fat sand rat) is the source of this 27513-nucleotide messenger RNA. RefSeq names its product spectrin repeat containing nuclear envelope protein 1 (gene Syne1). NCBI's taxonomy places the organism in Eukaryota, Metazoa, Chordata, Mammalia, Rodentia, Muridae. The transcript is spliced from 145 exons. Gene Ontology annotation, molecular function: protein binding. Gene Ontology annotation, cellular component: membrane. The coding region runs from base 378 to 26771 and encodes 8797 amino acids. The record is from RefSeq and is a predicted model, not a curated record.
UCUGUCACCAGGGCAUCCUGGCUCCUGCAAACCCUGCAGACAGCGCCAGAGCCCCGGUUCCAAGGCCAGGGAGUCAGCGCGUACCCGGAGCUGCACGCAGCCGGGGGAGGCAUUCGCUCCCGUCACCUCCCCGCUCGGAACCUCAGCAAGGCCGGAUCAAGGCUCUUGAGUCUACCUAAGCGGGCUGCCUUAGGACAGAAGGCGAAUCUGUGGUUCACCGUGGUAGAACGCUGUCUCCUCAAUGAUCACCAUGAGUUCUGGGGAUCUGUCUGAUACUCAGUGGGCAUAGACAAGACUUCACGUGUUAUCCAAAGCAGCAUCGUAUUACCCUGCACCGAGGAACACCUUGGUGUUGGUUCCAUGCUACCAGAAGGACCAUGGCAACCUCCAGGGCCUCUUCAAGGUCCCAUCGGGACAUCACCAACGUGAUGCAGAGGCUACAAGAUGAACAAGAGAUCGUACAGAAACGCACCUUCACAAAAUGGAUCAAUUCCCACCUGGCUAAGCGGAAGCCCCCCAUGGUAGUAGAUGACCUUUUUGAAGACAUGAAGGAUGGUGUCAAGCUCCUCGCUCUACUGGAGGUCCUGUCUGGGCAGAAACUGCCUUGUGAACAAGGGCGCCGGGUGAAGCGCAUUCAUGCUGUGGCGAACAUUGGCACCGCACUCAAGUUCCUUGAAGGAAGGAAGAUUAAAUUAGUCAACAUUAAUGCUACUGAUAUCGCUGAUGGCCGACCGUCAAUUGUUCUUGGGCUGAUGUGGACCAUUAUCCUGUAUUUCCAGAUCGAAGAGCUGACCAGCAACCUUCCCCAGCUGCAGUCUCUCUCCAGCAGCGCUUCCUCUGUGGACAGCAUGGUCAGCGCAGAGACCGCGAGCCCCCCAAGCAAACGCAAGGUGACCACCAAGAUCCCCGGAAAUGCCAAGAAGACUCUGUUGAAGUGGGUCCAGCACACAGCAGGCAAGCAGAUGGGAAUAGAGGUGAAAGACUUCGGGAGAAGCUGGAGAACCGGGUUGGCCUUUCAUUCAGUCAUCCAUGCCAUCCGGCCGGAGCUGGUGGAUUUGGAGAAGGUGAAAAGCAGAUCUAACAGAGAAAACCUGGAGGACGCCUUCACCAUCGCUGAAACACAGCUGGGCAUCCCUAGACUCCUUGAUCCCGAAGAUGUUGAUGUGGACAAGCCAGAUGAGAAGUCUAUAAUGACCUAUGUGGCCCAGUUUCUAACACAGUACCCUGAUAUCCAUGGUGCAGGCUGUGAUGGGCAAGAGAAUGAUAGAGAUGACAGACUAAUUUUGAAGGAGACAAAAGUUUGGAUAGAACAAUUUGAGAGAGAUUUGACAAGGGCGCAGAUGACAGAAUCAGAUCUGCAGGACAGAUACCAGUCAUUUAAGCACUUCAGAGUCCAGUAUGAAAUAAAAAGGAAACAGGUGGAACAUUUAAUACAGCCGCUGCACAGAGAUGGCAAGUUAUCGCUUGACCAAGCUUUGGUAAAACAAGGCUGGGAGAGAGUGUCCUCCAGGCUCUUUGAUUGGCAUGUACAGCUGGAUAAAUCUCUUCCUGCACCUCUGGGCACCAUAGGUGCUUGGCUGUACAGGGCAGAGGUGGCCCUGAGAGAAGAGAUCACCAUUCAGCAGGCCCACGAGGAAACAGCAAACACCAUACAGCGGAAACGUGAGCAACACAAGGAUCUGCUUCAAAAUACAGAUGCCCACAAAAGAGCAUUCCAUGAAAUCUACCGGACCAGGUCUGUCAAUGGGAUCCCGAUGCCUCCUGAUCAGCUAGAGGACAUGGCUGAGAGGUUUCAUUUUGUGUCCUCUACAUCCGAGCUGCACUUGAUGAAAAUGGAGUUUCUGGAGCUGAAGUACCGUCUGCUGUCCCUGCUGGUCCUCGCUGAGUCAAAGCUGAAGUCUUGGAUCAUCAAGUACGGGAGGCGAGAGUCCGUGGAGCUGCUGCUGCAGAGCUAUAUUUCUUUUAUAGAAAACAGCAAAUUCUUUGAGCAAUAUGAAGUGACGUACCAGAUACUGAAACAGACAGCCGAGAUGUACGUCAAAGCAGAUGGCUCAGUGGAAGAAGCUGAGAAUGUGAUGAAAUUCAUGAGUGAAACCACUGCCCAGUGGAGGAAUCUCUCUGUGGAAGUGAGGAGUGUGAGGAGCAUGCUGGAGGAGGUGAUCUCCAACUGGGAUCGCUAUGGUGAUACUGUGGCUAGCCUUCAAGCCUGGCUGGAAGAUGCCGAGAAAAUGCUAAGUCAAUCAGAAAACGCCAAGAAGGAUUUUUUUCGAAAUUUGCCUCACUGGAUUCAGCAGCACACAGCCAUGAAUGAUGCUGGGAACUUCCUGAUUGAGACUUGUGAUGAGAUAGUUUCCCGGGACCUUAAACAGCAAUUGCUCUUGCUGAACGGGCGAUGGAGAGAGCUGUUUAUGGAAGUCAAACAAUAUGCAAGAGCUGAUGAGAUGGACAGAAUGAAGAAAGAAUACACAGACGUCACCACCAUCCUGUCUGGUUUUGCGGCUGAAGCCCACAGGAAACUCUCUGAGCCCUUGGAAGUCUCUUUUAUUAAUGUCAAGUUAUUAAUCCAAGACUUGGAGGAUAUCGAGAAGAGGGUGCCUGUGAUUGACGCUCAGUACAAGAUGAUUGCCAAGACAGCACAUCUCAUUGCCAAAGAGAGUCCCCAGGAAGAAGCCAAUGAAAUGCUUACAAACAUGUCCAGGCUCAAAGAACAGCUAUUCAAGGUCAAAGAAUGUUACUCCCCACUGUUGCAUGAGGCCCAGAAGUUGUUGGUUCCUUUGGAAGAACUGGAGACACAGAUCACAUCCUUCUAUGAUUCACUUGGGAAAAUCAACGAGCUUAUAGCAGUUCUCGAACACGAAGCACAGUCUAGCACUCUUUUCAAACAAAAACACCAGGAACUAUUAACUUGUCAAGAAAGCUGUAAGAAAACCUUGACCCUCAUCGAGAAGGGCAGUCAGGGUGUUCAGAAGCUCAUGACCUUGAGCCAGGUGUUAAAGCAUUGGGACCACACAAAGCUGCAGAGACAGAUAGCAGAUGUCCAUCACGCAUUCCAGAAUAUGAUCAAGAAAGCUGGAGACUGGAAGAAGCAUGUGGAAGCCAACAGUCGUUUGAUGAAGAAAUUUGAGGAGUCUCGGGCAGAGUUGGAGAAAGUGCUGCGGGUUGCUCAGGAGGGCUUAGAAGAAAAGGGAGACCCUGAGGAACUCCUCCGGAAGCACACGGAAUUCUUCAGCCAGCUGGACCAGAGGGUCCUCAAUGCUUUCCUAAAAGCCUGUGAUGAGCUCACCGACAUCCUCCCAGAACAGGAGCAGCAGGGGCUGCAGGAGGCCGUCAGGAAGCUGCACAAACAGUGGAAGGAUCUCCACGGAGAAGCACCUUAUCAUUUGCUCCACCUAAAAAUCGCUGUGGAGAAAAACAGAUUCUCAGCUGCUGUGGAAGAGUGCAAGGCUGAGCUGGAGAGAGAGACCAAGCUGGCUCCCCAAGAAGGGAGCGAGAAGAUCAUCAAGGAACACAGGGUUUUCUUCAGUGACAAGGGCCCUCACCAUGUCUGUGAGAAGAGGCUACAGAUCAUAGAGGAACUAUGUGUGAAGCUCCCAGGCCGGGACCCAGUAAGGGACACAUCUGGAGCCUGUCACAGGGCUCUCAAAGAGCUCAGAGCUUCCAUUGACAACACUUACAAGAUGCUUGUGGAUGACCCAGACAAGUGGAUGGACUACGCCAGCAGGUUCUCUGAAAUCUCAUCUUGGGUGUGUGCAAAAGAUGCAUGGUUGAAGAAAAUCAAGGAUGAGCCCCUCGACAGUGCCAACCAUGACGAGGUUAAGCAUGCAGUGGACGAGAUCAGAAAUGACAUUACCAAAAAAGGAGAGCUUCUCAGCUGGCUGAAAUCCAGGCUUAAACAUUUGAUUGAUGUGUCCUCUGAGAAUGAAGCCCAAAAGCAAGGAGAUGAGCUGGCAGAAUUAUCAAUCUCUUUCAAGGCUCUUUUGGCUUUACUGUCAGAGGUUGAAAAGAUGCUAAGCAACUUUGGAGAAUGCGUUCAGUACAAAGAAAUAGUGAAAAGUUCCCUUGAGGGGUUAAUGUCAGGCUCCCAAGACAGCCAGGAAGAGGCUGAGAAGAUCCUAGACACAGAAAAUCUGUUUGAAGCACAACAGUUGCUCCUUCAUCACCAGCAAAAGACAAAGAUGAUCUCAGCCAAGAAGAGAGACCUCCAGCAGCAGAUGGAGCAGGCACAACGGGGCGGGCAGGCAGGCCCGGGCCAAGAGGAGCUGCGGAAGCUGGAGAGCACCCUGACGGGACUGGAGCAGACCAGGGAGAGGCAGGAACGACGCAUCCAGGUCAGCUUGAGGAAGUGGGAACGGUUUGAGACAAACAAGGAGACGGUGGUCAGGUACCUUUUCCAGACAGGGUCCAGCCAUGAACGCUUCCUGAGCUUCAGCAGUUUGGAAAGCCUGUCUUCAGAGCUGGAGCAGACAAAGGAGUUUUCUAAGCGGACAGAAAGUAUUGCUAACCAGGCUGAGAACCUAGUCAAGGAAGCCUCUGAGAUGCCACUGGGGCCCAGGAAUAAGCACCUGCUCCAGCAGCAGGCCAGGUCGAUCAAGGAGCAGGUGAAGAAGCUGGAAGCCACGCUCGAAGAAGAUAUUAAAACCAUGGAAAUGGUGAAAACCAAGUGGGAUCAUUUUGGCAGUAAUUUUGAGACCCUGUCCAUCUGGAUAACUGAGAAAGAGAACGAACUCAAUGCCUUGGAAACAUCAGCGUCUGCCAUGGACGUGCAGAUCAGCCAAAUUAAGGCCGCAAUUCAAGAAAUAGAAAAUAAAAGUGACAGCAUUGUAGGGCUAGAAGAAGAAGCCCAGUCCUUUGCCCAGUUCAUCACCACCGGAGAGUCUGCGCGCAUCAAAGCCAAGCUGACACAAAUAAGGAGGUACUGGGAGGAGAUCCAAGAGCACGCGCGGGGCCUGGAAGGGACAGUCCUGGGGCGCGUGUCACAGCAGCGAAAGUUUGAAGAGAAUCUGAGAGAGAUCCGGCAAUCUGUGUCUGAAUUUGCAGAGAGGCUGGCUGAUCCAAUUAAAAUAUGCUGCUCAGCUGCAGAGACAUACAAAGUUCUCCAAGAGCAUAUGGAUCUCUGUCAAGGUCUGGAGUCCCUGAAGAGCACGGUCACCACUUUUGCAGCCGGCGCCCAGAAAAUGGUGAACGGAGAGUCCUGCACCCAGGAGGCCACAGCCCUCCAGCAGCAGUAUGAGGAGAUUCUACACAAAGCCAAAGAGAGACUGAAGGCGCUGGAGGACCUGCUGGCUCACUGGCAGAGGUUAGAGAAGGGACUGUCACCCUUUCUGACCUGGUUAGAGCGAUGUGAAGCCGUAGCCAGUUCUCCAGAAAAGAACAUUUCUGCAGACAGAGUCAAAGUAGAAAGUGAACUGCAGUUAAUACAGGCUCUGCAAAAUGAAGUUGUACAGACCUCAUUGUACAGCAAUGUCCUGCAGCUGAAGGAAGCUCUGUUCUCAGCAGCCUCCAAAGAUGAUGUGGCAACGAUGAAGCUGCAGCUGGGACAACUGGACAAGCGCUGGAGAGACUUACCACAGACACUCAGCAAAAGGAUGCGCUUUCUCCAGGCCGUGCUGGCUGAGCACAAGCAGUUUGAUGAGCUGCUGUUUGCCUUCUCUGUCUGGAUUAAGCAGUUUCUCGGUGAAUUGCAAAUGACCUCAGAGAUAAAUUUAAGGGACCACCAAGUGGCGCUUACUCGGCACAAGGACCACGCUGCAGAAGCAGAGAAGAAGAGGGGGGAAGUACAGAGCCUGCAAGGUCACUUAGCUAAGCUGCGGUCUCUUGGCAGAGCCGAGGACGUUCAACCACUCCAGAGCAAGGCUGAUGACUGCUUCCGGCUCUUUGAGGAGGCCAGCCAGGUGGUGGAGAGGCGGAAGCUGGCUCUGAUGAAGCUAGCAGAUUUCCUACAGAGCCACUCCUCUGUGUCCACUCUUCUGCAGCAGCUCAGGCAAACAGUGGAAGCCGCCAAAAGCAUGAAUAAGCAGCAGUCUGACUCCCUGAAAAAAGGCCUUAAUGAUGCUAUUCAAGAUGUUAAGGCAUUAGAAUCCUGUGCCAUCAUUCUUGAUGGCACCCUGACCAAAGCCCAGUUUCACUUGAGAAGUGGGAGCCCUGAGCAGAGGACCUCGUGCCGAGCCACCACCGACCAGCUCUCUUUAGAAGUGGAGAGGAUCCAGAACCUUCUGGGAACCAAGCAGAGUGAGGCAGAUGCCCUGGCAGUAUUGAGAAAAGCGUUCCAGGGGCAGAAAGAAGAGCUGCUGAGAAGCAUUGAAGACAUCGAGGAGAGGGCUGACAAGGAGCGCUUGAAAGAACCCACCCGCGAGGCUCUGCAGCACAGGUUGAGAGUGUUCAACCAGCUAGAGGAUGAGUUAAACGCCCAUGAGCAUGAGCUCUGUUGGCUGAAAGACAAAGCAAAACAAAUUGCCCAGAAGGGUGUGGCUUUUGCACCUGAAGUGGAUAAGGAGAUACAGCGCUUAGAAGCUUCCUGGGAUGAUACUAAAAGACUAAUUCAUGAGAACCAGGGUCAGUGCUGUGGACUUAUUGGCUUAGUAAGAGAAUAUCAGAACUUGAAGUCAGCUGUGUGUAAAGUUCUGGAAAAUGCUAGCAAUGUUAUUGCAAUGAGAGCUACCAUCAAGGACCUGGAGGACCUUAAGUGGGCUUUUUCCAAGCAUGAAACUAUCAAGAACGAAAUGAAUUCCAAACAGAAAGAACUGAAUGAUUUUACCAGCAAAGGCAAACACUUGUUAUCUGAGCUGAAAAAAAUCCACAGUGGGGAUUUCAGCUUGGUCAAGACAGACAUGGAAAGCACCUUGGACAAGUGGCUGGAUGCCUCAGAGAGAAUUGAAGAAAACAUGGACAGGUUGAGGGCAAGCCUGUCCAUCUGGGAUGACGUCCUUUCAGGUAAAGAUGAGAUUGAAGGGUGGUCCAGCAGCUGUCUCCCUCAGCUGGCUGAAACCGUCAGCGACCUGAACAACAGCAUCAGAGCUGAGGAAUCCCUGAGAGAAUUUGAGUCUGAAGUUAAGAACAAAGCCUUGAAAUUGGAAGAACUGCGUUCCAAAAUCAGUGAUCUCAAAGAACUAACGAAAAAUCCAGAAACACCGACAGACCUUCAGUUUAUAGAAGCAGACUUACGGCAGACACUGGAGCAUGCCAAAGAACUCACCGAGGAGGCAAAGGGAACCCUGAAGGAUUUCACUACUCAAAGUACCCAAGUGGAACGAUUCGUCAAGGACAUAACAACGUGGCUGAUCAGUGUGGAGGAAUCAUUGGCCAGAUGUGCCCAAACCAAGACGUGUGAGGGGCUGAAGAAAGUCAAGGACAUACAAAAAGAACUUCAAAGUCAACAAAACAAUAUCAGCUCCACCCAAGAAAAUCUCAACAGUCUGUGCCGGAAGUACCACUCCGUGGAGUUGGAGAGCCUGGGCCGGGCAAUGACUGGGCUAAUAAAAAAACAUGAAGCCACAAGCCAGCUGUGCACGCAAACCCAGGCCAGCUUGCAGGACUCUCUGGAAAAACACUUCAGUGAUUCUAUGCAAGAAUUCCAAGAAUGGUUUUUAGGAGCAAAAGCAGCAGCCAGAGAAUCUUCUGAGCUAACUGGGGACAGCCAAGUUCUAGAAGCUAGGCUCCACAGUCUUCAGGGCGUCCUGGAUUCAGUCAGUGAUGGGCAGAGCAAGCUGGACGCAGUGACUCAGGAAGGGCAAACUUUGUACGCACAUCUGCCCAAGCAGAUUGUUAGCAGCGUCCAGGAGCAAAUCACAAAAGCCAAUGAAGAGUUCCAAGCGUUCCUGAAACAAUGCCUUAAAGACAAGCAGGCUCUCCAGGACUGCGCACUGGAGCUGGGGAGCUUUGAGGACCAGCACAGAAAACUGAGCUUAUGGAUCCAUGAGAUGGAGGAAAGGCUAAACACGGAAAACUUAGGGGAGAGCAAACAGCACGUGCUGGAGAAGAAACAUGAAAUCCACAAAGUUGAGCUGUUCCUGGGAGAACUCCUGGCGGCCAGAGAGUCUCUUGACAAGCUCUCCCAGAGAGGGCAGCUUCUCAGCGAAGAAGGCCAUAGUGCGGGGAAGGGAGGCCGCCGGAGCACCCAGCUCCUUACCAGCUACCAGAACCUUCUUAGAACAACCAAGGAGAGACUGCGCAGCUGUCAGCUGGCCCUGCAGGAGCACGAGGCGCUGGAGGAAGCCACGCGGAGCAUGUGGGCCCGGGUGAAGGAUGUGCAGGACAGGUUGGCUUGUGCGGAGAGCACCCUCGGGAACAAAGAGACACUGGAGGGACGAUUGUCACAGAUCCAGGACAUUCUCCUUAUGAAAGGUGAAGGAGAAGUGAAGCUGAAUCUGGCCAUCGGCAAGGGGGACCAGGCCUUAAGAAGCAGCAACCAGGAGGGUCAACAGGCGAUUCAGGCUCAGCUGGAGACGCUUAAAACGACAUGGGCUGAUGUCAUGGGUUCUGCGGUCCAUGCACAGAGCACGCUGGAGUCUGUGAUUGACCAAUGGAAUGACUAUCUCGAGAAGAAAGGCCAGUUGGAGCAGUGGAUGGAAAUUGCUGAUGAGAAAGUAGAGCAUCCUGUACAGCUGCAGCCCGGCCUGAAGGAGAAGUUUUCCCUGCUGGACCACUUUCAGUCCGUCGUCUCUGAGGCAGAGGAUCACACAGGAGCUCUGCAGCAGCUAGCCGCCAAGUCCAGGUUGCUAUACAAAAAGACCCAGGAUGAGUCUUUCACAGAAGCCAGCCAGGAGGAACUGAGAACACAGUUCCAGGACAUAGUGACUGUGGCCAAGGAGAAAAUGAGGAAAGCAGAGGAGGUUGUGAAAGACCACCUCAUGUACUUAGAUGCCGUCCAGGAAUUCACAGAUUGGCUCCACUCAGCAAAGGAAGAGCUUCACCGGUGGUCAGAUACAUCUGGAGACUCAUCGGCUACCCAAAAAAAGCUAUUGAAAAUUAAGGAGCUGAUAGAUUCCAGAGAGAUCGGCGCAGGCCGCCUAAGCAGAGUGGAGUUGCUGGCCCCAGCGGUGAAACAGAACACAGCUGCCAGUGGCUGUGAGCUUCUGAACUCGGAGAUGCAGGCCCUGCGCGCCGACUGGAGGCAGUGGGAGGACAGCCUGUUCCAAGCCCAGAGCAGCCUGGAGAACCUGGCCAGUGAAAUGGCCCUCUCAGAGCAGGAGUUCUCUGGCCAGGUGGCCCAGCUCGAGCAGACCCUGGAAGAGUUCAGCACUCUUCUGAAAGCCCGCGCCCAGCAGCUCAGCCUCCUGGAAGGCAAGAACACUGACGAGGAGAUCGUGGAGCGCUGGCAUACGGGACAAGAGGUCCUGGAUUCUCUACAAAAGGCCGAGCCUAUGAUGGAGGCGCUCAAGUCUCAGCUGAAUGAACUCUGCCGGUUUUCCAGGGACCUGAGCCCAUACAGUGGGAAAGUCUCCGGGUUAAUUAAAGAAUACAACUGUCUCUGUUUGCAAGCUUCCAAGGGCUGCCAGAAUCAAGAGCAGAUUUUGCAGGAGAGAUUCCGGAAGGCCUUCAGGGCCUUCCGGGAGUGGCUGGUUAACGCAAAAAUCUCCACUGCCAAGUGUUUCGAUCUUCCUCAGAACCUCAGUGAAGUUUCUUCGAGUCUUCAGAAGAUCCAGGAGUUUCUGUCAGAAAGUGAAAAUGGACAGCAUAAGCUAAACACGAUGCUGUCCAAAGGGGAGCUGCUGAGCUCUCUGCUAACCAAAGAGAAAGCAAAAGAUGUCCAGGCCAAAAUCGUAACCGCAAAAGAAGACUGGAAAAAUUUCCAUGCAAAUCUCCACCAGAAGGAAUCUGCCUUGGAGAAUCUAAAGAUCCAGAUGAAAGACUUUGAGGUGAGCGCAGAGCCUGUGCAGAACUGGCUGAGUAAAACAGAGAGGCUGGUCCAGGAGAGCAGCAAUCGACUCUAUGACCUGCCCGCGAAGAGGAGAGAACAGCAGAAACUGCAGUCUGUCCUUGAGGAGCUCCAGUGCUACGAGCCUCAGCUCCACAGGUUGAAGGAGAGAGCUCGGCAGCUGUGGGAAGGGCAAGCUGCCAGCAAGAGCUUUGUGCACAGAGUGUCGCAGCUGUCUUCUCGGUAUCUAGCGCUAAGCAAUGUGACCAAGGAGAAGGUGUCCAGGCUGGACAGAAUUGUCACUGAGCACAAUCAGUUCUCCCUGGGCGUGAAAGAGCUGCAGGAUUGGAUGACAGAUGCCGUCCACAUGCUGGAUUCGUACUGCCUCCCCACAUCUGACAAGAGUGUGCUGGAUAGCAGGAUGCUCAAGCUGGAGGCUCUGUUGUCAGUGAAACAGGAAAAAGAGAUUCAGAUGAAAAUAAUCAUGACCCGCGGGGACUAUGUUCUGCAGAGCACCUCCCCAGAAGGCAGCCCUGCUGUACAGCAGCAGCUGCAGGCCGUGAAGGACAUGUGGGAGUCCCUCUUGUCUGCGGCCAUUCGAUGUAAAAGUCAGCUGGAAGGAGCUCUCUCAAAGUGGACAAGUUACCAGGAUGACGUGCGGCAGUUCUCCAGCUGGAUGGAUGGUGUGGAAGGCAGCCUGGAUGACGUGGAAAGACAGCACGCAGAGCUUCGGGAGAAAGUGACCACCCUGGGAAAAGCUAAGCUGUUAAAUGAAGAAGUGCUAAGUCAUAGCAGCCUGCUGGAGACCAUUGAAGUCAAGCGGGCAGGCAUGACAGAGCAUUAUGUCACCCAGUUAGAACUGCAGGAUCUGCAGGAGCGACACCAAGCCAUCAAAGAGAGGGCCAAGGAAGUGGUAACAAAAUUAGAAAAGCUGGUUCGCCUUCACCAAGAGUACCAAAGAGACCUAAAGGCAUUUGAAAAUUGGCUGGGGCAGGAACAAGAGAAACUUGACCGGUGCGCAGCUCUUGAGGGUGGCUCGCACACCCACGAGACAGCGUUGCGAGACCUUCAGGAGCUUCAAGUGCGCUGUGCUGAGGGUCAGGCCCUGCUGAACUCGGUACUUCACACCAGGGAGGACGUGAUCCCAUCAGGCCUCCCCCAGGUGGAAGACAGGGUGCUGGAGUCUCUUCGUCAGGACUGGCAGGUUUACCAGCACAGACUGGCUGAGACCCGGACGCAGUUCAACAGCACCGUGAGCAAACUGAGGCUGAUGGAGCAGAAGUUCCAGCAGGUGGAUGAAUGGCUCAAAAGAAUGGAGGAGAAAAUAAGUUUCAGGAGCGAACGCCAGAGCAGCAGGUCCACCAAGGAGUCUCAGUUGCUUCAGAUGAAGAAGUGGCACGAAGACCUGUCGGCACACAGAGACGAGGUUGAGGAGGUGGGAACUAGGGCCCAGGAGAUCCUGGAAGAGAGCCGUGUGAGCAGCAGGAUGGGCUGCCAGGCCACCCAGCUGACCGCCCAGUACCAGGCCCUGCUGCUCCAAGUGCUGGAGCAAAUAAACUUCUUAGAAGAGGAAAUACAGUGUCUGGAGGAGACAGAGUCAUCCCUCAGUUCCUAUUCGGACUGGUAUGGCUCCACUCAGAAAAAUUUCAAGAAUGUGGCUACCAAAAUCGAUAAAGUCGAUGAAGCAAUGAUGGGGGAAAAGUUGAAGACAUUGGAGGUUUUACUAAAAGACAUGGAGAAGGGCCACAGUUUGCUGAAAUCAGCUCGAGAGAAAGGGGAGAGGGCUGUGAAGUUCCUAGAGGAGAGGGAGGCCGAGGCCCUAAGGAAGGAGAUCCAAGGCCACAUGGAGCAGCUGAAGGGCUUGACCGGCACCGUCAGGAGAGAGCACGUGAGCCUGGAGAAGGGCCUUCACUUAGCCAAAGAGUUCUCAGACAAAUGCAAAGCACUGACCCGAUGGAUGGCAGAAUACCAGGAAAUCCUGCAUGCGCCUGAAGAACCCAAAAUGGAACUGUAUGAGAAGAAAGCACAGCUCUCCAAAUACAAGUCACUACAACAAAUGGUGCUGUCCCAGGAGCUGUCUGUGAACUCGGUGCGAGAGAAAGGCGAGGCUCUUCUGGAACUGGUACAGGAUCAGACAUUAAAGGACAAGAUACAGACACUUGAGACUGACUUCCAGGAACUCUGCAGCCUAGGAAAGGAACGUGUCUUCAGUCUGGAAGCCAAAGUCAGAGACCACGAAGACUACAACACUGAACUCCAAGAGGUAGAAAAGUGGUUGCUGCAGAUGUCUGGCCGGCUGGUGGCCCCCGACCUUUUGGAGACAAGCAGCCUGGAGACCAUCACCCAGCAGCUUGCCCAUCACAAGGCAAUGAUGGAGGAAAUAGCAGGUUUUGAAGACCGCCUGGACAACCUUAAAACCAAGGGCGACACUUUGAUUGGCCAGUGCCCGGACCACCUACAAGCGAAGCAGAAGCAGAGCGUGCAAGCCCACCUACAAGGCACGAAGGACAGUUACUCAGCGCUCUGCAGCACGGCCCAGAGGGUAUACCGAAGUUUGGAGUAUGAACUUCAGAAGCACGUCAGCAGGCAAGACACCCUGCAGCAGUGCCAGGCCUGGAUUGCUGCCGUCCAGCCAGACCUGAAGCCCAGCCCACAGCCACCUCUCAGCAGGGCGGAAGCCGUUAAGCAGGUCAAACAUUUCAGAGCUUUGCAAGAGCAAGCAAGGACUUACUUGGAUCUCCUUUGUUCCAUGUGUGAUUUGUCAAACUCCUCAGUGAAAAAUACAGCAAAAGACAUUCAGCAAACAGAGCAGCUGAUUGAGCAAAGACUGGUCCAAGCACAGAACCUAACUCAGGGCUGGGAAGAGAUCAAGCACCUGAAAACCGAGCUCUGGAUUUACCUGCAGGAUGCUGACCAACAGCUGCAGAACAUGAAGAGGAGGCCCUCAGAGCUGGAGCUCAGUAUUGCUCAGAGCAUGGCCUCCCAAGUAAAGGAUUUCAUUAAGCAGCUGCAGGGCAAAGAGGCCUCUGUGAGCACCAUCGUGGAAAAGGUGAACACGUUAACAAAGAACCAGGAGUCUCCUGAGCACAAGGAACUCGGCCACCUGAAGGAGCAGUGGCAGGAUCUGUGCCUCCAGUCUGACCAGCUUUGCGCACAGAGAGAGCAGGACGUGCAGAGAACCAGCAGCUACCACAGCCACGUGAACGUUGUCGAAGGCUUCCUUGAAAAAUUUACGACAGAAUGGGAUAACCUGGCCAGAUCCAACGCAGAAAGCACAGCGGUCCACUUGGAGGCCUUGAAGAAGUUAGCCUUGGUGUUGCAAGAGAAGAAGUACACCAUUGACGACUUGAAAGACCACAAACAGAAGCUGAUCGAGCACCUGAGCCUAGACGACAGAGAGCUGGUGAGAGAACAGACCAGUCACUUUGAGCAACGGUGGUUUCAGCUCGAGGACCUGGUCAAAAGGAAAAUCCAGGUGUCGGUCACCAACCUGGAGGAAUUAGGUGUAGUGCAAUCCAAAUUCCAGGAGCUGAUGGAGUGGGCAGAGGAGCAACAGCCCAACGUUGCGGAAGCCUUGAAGCAGAGCCCCCCUCCUGACAUGGCUCAGAGCCUCCUCACGGACCACUUGGCCAUCUGCAGUGAGCUGGAGGCCAAACAGAUGCUCCUGAAGUCAGUGAUGAAGGAUGCAGAUCGCGUGAUGGCUGACCUUGGCCUCAGCGAACGGAAGGUGAUCCAGAAGGCACUGUCAGAUGCCCAGAAGCAUGUGAAUUGCCUCAGUGACUUAGUGGGCCAGCGAAGAAGGUACUUGAACAAAGCUUUGUCUGAGAAAACCCAGUUUCUCACAGCAGUCUUCCAGGCCACCAGCCAAAUCCAGCAACAUGAACGAAAGAUCGUGUUCCGGGAAUAUAUCUGCCUCCUUCCAGAUGAUGUGAGCAAGCAGGUCAAAACAUGUAAGACUGCGCAGGCCAGCCUCAAGACUUACCAAAAUGAGGUCACUGGACUUUGGGCACAGGGCCGCGAACUGAUGAAGGGAAUAACAGAGCAGGAAAAAGCUGAAGUGCUGGGGAGGCUUCAGGAGUUGCAGAGUGUCUAUGACACCGUUUUACACAAAUGCAGUCACCGGCUGCAAGAGCUUGAGAAGAGUCUGGUUUCUAGAAAGCAUUUUAAGGAAGACUUCGAUAAAGCCUGCCAUUGGCUUAAACAAGCAGACAUUGCCACGUUUCCUGAAAUCAACCUCAUGAAUGAGAGGGCUGAGCUCCAAGCACAGCUGGACAAAUACCAGAGCAUUCUGGAACAAUCUCCAGAGUGCGAAAACCUUCUGCUCACACUGCAGAGUACUGGCCAGGCCAUGCUACCAUCGCUCAAUGAAGUUGAUCAUGCCUACCUCAGUGAAAAACUCAGUGCUCUGCCCCAGCAAUUCAAUGUCAUCGUUGCCUUGGCAAAGGACAAGUUCUACAAGAUCCAGGAAGCAAUUCUGGCCAGAAAGGAAUAUGCCUCUUUGAUCGAGUUGACAGCCCAGUCUCUGGGGGACUUGGAAGACCAGUUCUUAAAGAUGAGGAAAAUGCCCUCAGAGCUGAUGGUUGAGGAGAGCGUGUCUCUUCAGGAGAACUGCAGAGCCCUUCUGGGUGAGGUGGCGGCCCUCGGGGAAGCCGUGAAUGAACUACGCCAGAAAAAAGAAAGUUUUCGCAGCACAGGUCAGCCUUGGCAGCCAGAGAAGAUGCUGCAGCUGGCCGCCCUGUAUCACAGGCUGAAGCGGCAGGCCGAGCAAAGGGUCAGCUCCUUGGAAGACACCACCAGUGCUUACAGAGAGCACACGAGCAUGUGCCGGCAGCUAGAGAGUCAGCUGGAAGUCGUGAAAACAGAGCAGGCCAAAGUGAAUGAGGAAACACUGCCUGCAGAGGAGAAGCUCAAAGUGUACCACUCGCUGGCAGGAAGCCUGCAGGACUCGGGGAUCCUGCUCAAGCGAGUGGCCCUGCACCUGGAAGACCUUAUUCCGCAGCUUGAUCCUUUGGCUUACGAGAAAGCCAAGCGUCAGGUCCAGUCUUGGCAGGAGGAGCUGCGACAGUUGACCUCUGGCGUCGGGGAGACAGUGACAGAGUGCGAGAGCAGAAUGGUCCAGAGCAGAGACUUUCAGACAGAGAUGAGCCGUUCCCUGGACUGGCUUCGGAGGGUGAAGGCAGAGCUCAGUGGGCCGGUGUGCCUUGACCUCAGCCUCCAGGACAUCCAGGAGGAGAUCAGGAAGAUCCAGAUCCACCAGGAGGAGGUCCUGUCCAGCCUCAGGAUCAUGAGCGCCUUGAGUCACAAGGAGCAGGAGAAGUUCACCAAAGCCAAAGAGCUGAUUUCUGCAGACCUGGAACACACCCUGGCUGAGCUUCAGGAGCUAGACGGAGCCGUUCAGGAAGCCCUGCGCGCCCGGCAGGCAACUUUGACAGAAAUAUACAGUCAGUGUCAAAGGUAUUAUCAAGUGUUCCAAGCAGCUAAUGACUGGCUUGAGGAUGCCCAAGAAAUGUUACAGCUGGCAGGCAACGGCCUCAAUGUUGAGAGUGCAGAGGAAAACCUCAAAAGUCACAUGGAAUUUUUCAAAACAGAGGGGCAGUUCCACAGCAAUGUGGAGGAGCUCCGAGGUCUUGUGGGCAAGUUGGACCCACUCAUCAAGCCAAAUGGAAAGGAAGAGCUAACACAGAAGAUGGCGUCCUUGGAAAAGAGGAGUCAGAGGAUCACCCAGGACUCCCAGGCCCAGCAGGACCUCCUGCAGAGAUGUACGGUUCAAUGGCAAGAGUAUCAGAAAGCAAGGGAAGAAGUGAUUGAGCUGAUGAAUGAUGUGGAAAAGAAGCUGUCUGAGUUUUCGGUGUUGAAGACUUCUUCCAGCCACGAAGCCAAGGAAAAGUUGUCCAAACACAAGGCUUUAGUGUCUAUAGUUGACUCUUUCCAUGAGAAAAUUGUGGCUCUGGAGGAAAAAGCAUCACAACUAGAGAAAACCGGAAACGAUGCAAGCAAAGCAAGCCUAAGCAGGUCGAUGACCACUGUCUGGCAGCGCUGGACGCGUCUCCGUGCUGUGGCCCAGGACCAGGAGAAGAUACUGGAGGAUGCAGUAGAUGAGUGGAGGGGCUUGAGUGAUAAGGUUAAGGAAGCCACUGAAAUGAUCGAUCAGCUGCAAGGAAAAUUACCUGGAAGUUCAACAGAGAAAGCCUCAAAAGCCGACCUCAAGGCCCUCCUUGACCGCCAGGACACUUGCUCGCUGGAGCUGGAGCAGCAGCAGCUGGCCCUCGGUGUGCUGCAGCAGAGAGCGCUGAGCAUACUGCAAGACGGAUCCCUCCCCAGCCCUAGGGAAGAGGUGCCCAUCCUGCAGGAGAUUACCGCCUUGCAAGAUCAGUGUCUCAACAUGCAUGAGAAAGUGAAAAAUCAUGGCAAACUGGUGAAGCAGGAGCUACAAGAACGAGAAGCCGUGGAGACUCGUAUUAAUUCUGUGAGGUCGUGGGUUCAAAAGGCGAAGGAGUACUUAGGGAAUCCGACAGUAGAGAUAAACACACAACUGGAAGAACUGAAGACUCUCCUGGCUGAAGCCACCAGCCACCGAGAGAGCAUUGAGAAAAUCACAGAGGAACAGAAGAAUAAGUACUUGGGUCUUUAUGCUAUAUUACCAUCUGAAAUCUCCCUCCAGCUGGCUGAAGCUGCGCUGGACCUGAAGAUCCAUGAGCAGAUCCAAGAGAAGGUGCAAGAAAUUGAACAGGGCCAGGCCAGGAGCCAGGAGUUCGGCCGCCAAAUCCAGAAACUGGCUAAAGAUCUCACAAUCAUUCUAACAAAGCUGAAAGCCAAAACUGACAAUCUAGUUCAAGCUAAGAUUGACCAGAAGAUGCUGGGAGAAGAAUUAGAUAGCUGCAACUCAGAGCUAAUGGAAUUAGAUGCUGCUAUACAAACAUUCUCAGAACAGCAUAGGCAGCUGGGCAAGCCAUUGGCCAAGAAGAUAGGAAAGCUGACUGAGCUCCACCAGCAAACAAUCAGGCAGGCUGAGAACCGGCUGUCUAAACUCAACCAGGCAUCAUCACACUUAGAAGAAUACAAUGAAAUGCUUGAGGGCAUUCUGAAGUGGACUGAGAAAGCCAAAGUCCUGGUGCACGGAAACAUUGCGUGGAAUUCUGCAAGCCAGCUCCGUGAGCAGUACAUCUUGCACCAGACACUGCUGGAAGAAUCUGAAGAAAUUGACAGUGACCUGGAAGCGAUGGCCGAGAAAGUACAAUGCCUUGCCAAUGUGUACUGUACAGAAAAACUGUCACAGCAAAUGGCACAGUCAGGACGGGAGACUGGGGAGUUGCAGCAGACCCUCAGAGGUCGUUUGCAGAGUCUCCAAGAUGCAGCCAAGGACAUGAGAAAGUUUGAAGGCGAGCUGAGAAACUUACAGGCGGCUUUGGAACAGGCCCAGACAAUUCUGGCUUCCCCAGAAGUGGGGCGCCUCAGUCUCAAGGAGCAGCUGUCGCAUCGACAGCAUCUACUGUCUGAGAUGGAGUCCCUGAAGCCGAAGGUGCGAGCCGUGCAGCUCCGCCAGAGCGCUCUCCGGAUCCCCGAGGAUGUGGUCGCCAGCUUGCCGCUGUGCCACGCUGCCCUGCGGCUGCAGGAGGAGGCCAGUCAGCUGCAGCACAGGGUCAUCCAGCAGUACAACGUCAUGCAGGAGGCUGUGGUGCAGUACGAACAGUACGAGCAGGAGAUGAAGCAUCUUCAGCAGCUGAUAGAUGGGGCACACAGAGAAAUCGAGGACAAACCUGUGGCCACCAGUAACAUCCAGGAGCUGCAGGCACAGAUCUGUCGGCAUGAGGAGCUGGCGCAGAAAAUCAAGGGCUACCAGGAGCAGAUCGCCUCUUUGAAUUCCAAAUGCAAGAUGCUGACGAUGAAAGCCAAGCAUGCCACCAUGCUGCUGACCGUGACCGAGGUCGACGGGCUGGCGGAAGGGACCGAGGACCUGGGUCGCGAGCUCCUCCCUACGUCGGCCCACCCCUCCGUGGUCAUGAUGACUGCAGGUCGCUGUCACACUUUGCUGUCACCUGUCACUGAAGAGUCUGGGGAGGAGGGAACCAACAGUGAGAUUUCCUCUCCACCUGCCUGUCGCUCCCCAUCACCCGUGGCUAACACAGAAGCGUCUCUUAACCAGGACAUUGCGUACUACCAAGCCCUAUCUGCAGAGGGGCUGCAGACAGAGGCGGCAAGGAUUCCCCCCAGCGCUGCUGCAUCCCAAGAUUUGUAUGAGCCAGGGCUGGAGCCUUCAGCGACUGCCAAGCUGGGCGACUUGCAGCGUUCCUGGGAAACCUUAAAAAAUGUGAUCAGUGAAAAACAGCGGACGCUCUACGAAGCGUUGGAACGCCAGCAGAAGUACCAAGACUCGCUCCAGUCUGUCUCAACCAAAAUGGAGGCCAUGGAGAUGAAGCUGAGUGAGAGCCUCCAGCCCGGCCGGAGUCCAGAAAGCCAGAUGGCUGAGCACCAGGCCCUGAUGGACGAGGUGCAGAUGCUUCAAGAUGAGAUCAAUGGGCUCCAGGCAUCUCUCGCAGACGAGCUGGCUGCGGAGUCUCCCGAGUCCGACCCUGCGGAACAGCUAGCCCUCCAGUCCACACUCACUGUCCUGGCUGAGCGGAUGUCCACUAUCAGGAUGAAAGCGGCCGGCAAGAGGCAGCUUUUGGAGGAGAAGCUGAACGACCAGCUGGAGGAGCAGAGGCAGGAGCAGGCUCUGCAGAGGUACCGCUGCGAGGCGGAUGAGCUGGACCACUGGCUGCUCAACACGAAGGCUACCCUGGAUGUUGCACUUGGCACACCCCAGGAGCCCAUGGACAUGGAUGCCCAGCUGGUGGACUGCCAGAACAUGCUUGUGGAAAUAGAGCAGAAAGUGGUAGCCCUGUCGCAGCUGUCUGUGCACAACGAGAACCUGUUGCUGGAGGGCAAGGCUUACACGAAAGAUGAGGCGGAACAGCUGGCUGUGAAGCUGAGGGUGCUCAAGGGGAGCCUGCUGGAGCUGCAGAGGGCCCUGCACGACAGGCAGCUCAGCAUGCAGGGAGCCACACAAGAGAAAGAGGAAAACGAUGUUGACCUCACAGCCACCCAGAGCCCUGGCGUACAGGAAUGGCUGGCUCAAGCCCGCACCACACGGACUCACCAAAGGCAGAGCAGCCUCCAGCAGCAAAAAGAGUUUGAACAGGAGCUGGCUGAGCAGAAAAGCCUGCUCCGCUCAGUAGCUAGCCGUGGAGAGGAGAUUCUGACCCAGCAUUCUGCUGCAGAAGGCUCAGGUGGACUUGGUGAAAAACCUGAUGUGUUAUCCCAGGAAUUGGGGAUGGAAGGGGCGAAAUCGUUUGCUGAAGACCAGAUGAGAAUGAAAUGGGAAAGCCUACAUCAAGAAUUUAGUACCAAACAGAAGCUGCUACAGAAUGUUGUGGAACAGGAGCAAGAGCAAGCGCUUUACAGCAGUCCGAACAGACUCCUGUCAGGUGGCCCACUGUAUAGAGGGGAAGCACAGGCUCGAGAGAAAUCUCCAGUGACGGCCUUGCUGGAUGGACUGACCCAGGCCUUCGAGGAGGUGUCCUCACAGGGUGAAGGAGCAAACAGACAGAGUGCUCACCUGGAGCAGAAGUUGUUUGAUGGAGUCUCAGCCACCUCAACCUGGUUGGAUGAUGUUGAAGAGCGUUUAUUUGUGGCCACAGCCCUUUUGCCAGAAGAAACAGAAGCUUGUCUCUUCAACCAGGAGGCUCUUGCCAAAGACAUUAAGGAAAUGUCUGAAGAAAUGGAUAAGAACAAGAACUUGUUUUCCCAAGCAUUCCCAGAGGAUGGUGACAACAGGGAUGUCAUCGAAGACACUUUGGAUUGUCUUUUGGGCAGAUUAUCGUUGCUCGAUUCAGUAGUGAAUCAGCGAUGUCAUCAAAUGAAGGAAAGACUCCAGCAAAUUCUCAAUUUCCAGAAUGACAUGAAGGUGCUGUUUACAUCAUUAGCUGACAACAAAUACAUCAUUCUGCAGAAGCUGGCAAAUGUGUUCCAACAGCCAAUCGUGGAACAGAUACAGGCCAUCCAGCAGGCUGAAGAGGGCCUCAGAGAGCUCGAGGGUGGAAUCUCUGAGUUGAAACGGCGUGGUGACAAGCUGCAGGUGGAGCAGCCUGCUCUGCAAGAACUCUCCAAGCUCCAGGACAUGUAUGAUGAACUGCUAGCAACCAUCGGCUCCCGGAGGGGCAGUCUCAACCAGAACCUUGCACUCACGAGUCAGUAUGAUAAGGCCCUGCAGGAUCUGGUAGACCUGCUGGACACUGGACAAGAAAAGAUGGCAGGGGACCAGAAAAUCAUGGUGUCCUCCAAAGAAGAAAUCCAGCAACUGCUCGACAAGCAUAAGGAGUACUUCCAGGGGCUGGAAUCUCAUGUGAUUCUGACUGAAAUACUCUUCCGAAAGAUUAUUGGCUUUGCAGCCGUGAAGGAGACUCAGCUGCACACAGAGCGCAUGGCGCAGGCAUCUGCCGUGCUGAAGCAGGCUCACAGGAGAGGUGUGGAGCUUGAGUACGUUUUAGAGAUGUGGUCCCAUCUGGAUGAGAAUCGCCAGGAGCUCAGCAGACAGCUGGAGGUGGUGGAAAACAGCAUCCCAAGUGUGGGCCUGGUGGAGGAGAGUGAAGACAGGCUUGUGGAAAGGACAAGUCUCUAUCAGCAUUUAAAAUCCAGCCUUAACGAAUACCAGCCCAAACUAUAUCAAGUGUUAGAUGAUGGAAAGCGACUUUUGAUGUCUGUCAGCUGCUCUGAUCUGGACAGUCAACUAAAUCAGCUCGGAGAGCGCUGGCUCAGUAAUACCAGCAGAGUGUCCAAGGAGCUGCACAGACUGGAGACCAUAUUGAAACACUGGACCAGGUAUCAAAGUGAAUCUGCAGAGCUGGUUCACUGGCUGCAGUCAGCAAAGGACAGGCUGGCCUUUUGGACUCAGCAGUCUGUGACGGUCCCGCAAGAACUAGAAAUGGUCCGGGAUCAUCUCAAUGCUUUCCUGGAGUUCUCUAAAGAAGUAGAUGCCAAGUCUUCCCUGAAGUCAUCAGUCACCAGCACGGGAAAUCAGCUCCUUCGAUUAAAGAAAGUGGAUACCGCUGCCCUGCGCGCUGAGCUGUCCCGAAUGGACAGCCAGUGGACGGACCUGCUGACCAGCAUUCCUGUGGUGCAGGAGAAGCUCCACCAGCUCCAGAUGGACAUGCUGCCCUCCCGCCAUGCCAUUUCUGAGAUCAUGAGUUGGAUUUCACUCAUGGAAAGUGUCAUCCUGAAGGAUGAAGAGGACAUAAAAAAUGCAAUAGGUUACAAGGCAAUCCACGAAUACCUUCAGAAAUAUAAGGGUUUCAAGAUAGACCUUAACUGCAAGCAGCUGACGGCGGACUUCGUGAACCAGUCGGUGCUGCAGAUCAGCAGUCAGGAUGUGGAGAGCAAGCGCAGCGAUAAGACAGAUUUUGCUGAGCAGCUUGGAGCGAUGAAUAAAAGUUGGCAGCUCUUGCAAGGCCGAGUGGGUGAGAAGAUCCAGCUGUUGGAAGGCCUGUUGGAGUCUUGGUCAGACUAUGAAAAUAGUGUACAGUCUCUGAAAGCUUGGUUUGAAAGCCAGGAGAAGAAGUUGAAAGAGCAGCAUCAAAUUGGCGAUCAGACUGCUGUUCAGAACACCCUGAAGGACUGUCAGGAACUGGAAGAUUUGAUUAAAGCAAAAGAAAAGGAAGUAGAGAAAAUUGAGCAGAAUGGACUUGCAUUGAUUCAGAACAAGAAGGAGGAGGCCUCCGGCAGUGUCAUGGGCACCCUGAGGGAACUCAGGCAGACCUGGGCCAGUUUAGACCACAUGGUUGGACAAUUAAAGAUAUUUCUGACAUCAGUGCUUGACCAGUGGGGUAACCACAAAGCAGCCUUUGAGGAGAUCAACAGUCACAUAAUGGAGGCCAGAUACUCUCUGUCUCGAUUCCGUCUGCUCACUGGUUCCUCUGAAGCUGUUCAAGUUCAGGUAGACAAUCUGCAGAAUCUUCAUGAUGGCCUAGAAAAGCAGGAAGAGGGCUUGCAGAAAUUUGGCUCUAUCACCAGCCAACUAUUGAAGGAGUGUCACCCACCUGUGACAGAAACCCUCUCCAGAACCCUGCAGGAAGCCAACAUGAGAUGGAAUAACUUACUGGCAGAGAUUGCCGAGCAGCUGCAGUCCAGCAAGGCCCUCCUUCAGCUCUGGCAGAGAUACAAGGACUACUCAAAACAGUGUGCCUCUGCAGUCCAGAAACAGGAGGAGAGCACCAGUGACCUGUUGAAGGGAGCGACUAGCAAGGACAUCGCCGAAGAUGAAGUCACCAAGUGGAUUCAGGAUUGUAAUGACCUUCUCAAGGGGCUGGGCACAGCCAAGGACUCGCUUUUCGUGCUCCGUGAGCUGGGAGAGCAGCUUGGUCAACAGGUGGACGACUCUGCAGCUGCAGCCAUUCAGUGCGAGCAGCUCUGUUUCAGCCAGCGCCUGGGCGCCCUGGAGCAGGCACUCUGCAAGCAGCAGGCAGUGUUGCAGGCCGGAGUUGUUGACUAUGAAACAUUUGCCAAGAGCUUAGAAGCCCUAGAGGCCUGGAUCGUGGAAGCCGAGGAGAGCCUCCAAGCGCAGGACCCCACUCACUCCUCAGACCUCUCUUCUAUCGAGGAAAGGAUGGAAGAGCUGAAAGGUCAGAUGCUAAGGUUUAGCAGCAUGGCUCCAGAUUUAGACCGUCUUAAUGAGUUGGGAUACCGGUUACCCUUGAAUGACAAGGAGAUCAAGAGGGUGCAGAGCCUGAACCGCCACUGGUCCCUGACCUCGUCUCAGACCACAGAAAGAUUCAGCAAGUUGCAGUCAUUCCUGCUGCAGCAUCAGACUUUCCUGGAAAAAUGUGAGACGUGGAUGGAGUUUCUGGUCCAGACGGAGCACAAGUUAGCAGCAGAGAUUUCGGGCAAUUUCCAGCAUCUUUUGGAGCAGCAGAGAGCACAUGAGCUGUUUCAAGCUGAGAUGUUCAGUCGUCAGCAGAUCCUGCACUCCAUCGUUGUUGACGGCCAGCAUCUCCUAGAACAAGGUCAAGUUGAUGACAGGGACGAGUUCAGCCUGAAGUUGACGCUGCUCAGUAACCAGUGGCAGGGAGUGAUUCGCAGGGCUCAGCAGAGACGGGGCAUCAUUGACAGCCAGGUUCGCCAGUGGCAGCGCUACAGGGAGAUGGCAGAGAAGCUCCGUAAAUGGUUGGCGGAAGUGUCUUAUCUGCCUCUGGGUGGGCUUGGAAGCAUCCCAGUGCCCCUGCAACAAGUGAGGACCCUCUUCGAUGAAGUGCAGUUCAAAGAGAAGGUGUUCCUGCGCCAGCAAGGCAGCUACAUCCUGACGGUGGAGGCGGGCAAGCAGCUUCUGCUCUCGGCGGACAGUGGCGCCGAGGCCGCCUUGCAGGCCGAGCUCACAGAGAUUCAGGAGAAAUGGAAGUCAGCUCGCACACAUCUGGAGGAGCAGAAGAAAAAACUGGCUUUCUUGCUGAAAGACUGGGAAAAAUGUGAGAAAGGGAUAGCUGAUUCUCUGGAAAAACUGCGAACUUUCAAAAAGAAGUUGUCCCUGCCCCUACCAGAGCACCAUGAGGAACUGCAUGCUGAGCAGAUGCGGUGCAAGGAAUUGGAAAACGUGGUUGGGAGGUGGACGGAGGACCUGGCAGAGUUGACACUGCUGAGGGAUGCCCUGGCUGGCUACAUCAGUGCUGAGGACAUCUCCAUCCUGAAUGAACGCGUAGAGCUUCUGCAAAGGCAGUGGGAAGAGCUUUGUCACCAGGUCUCCUUAAGACGACAGCAGGUGAGCGAGCGGCUGAACGAGUGGGCCGUCUUCAGCGAGAAGAACAAGGAGUUGUGCGAGUGGCUGACCCAGAUGGAGAGCAAGGUCUCCCAGAAUGGAGACAUCCUCAUUGAAGAGAUGAUAGAGAAACUCAGGAAGGAUUAUCAAGAGGAAAUUGCUGUUGCCCAAGAGAACAAAAUUCAGCUCCAGCAAAUGGGAGAACGGCUUGCUAAAGCCAGCCACGAAAGCAAAGCCUCUGAAAUUCAGUACAAGCUGGGGAAAGUGAACGAGAGGUGGCGCCAUCUCCUGGACCUCAUUGCAGCCAGGGUGAAGAAGCUAAAGGAGACCCUGGUGGCCGUGCAGCAGCUGGAUAAGAAUAUGGGCAGCCUGAGGGCUUGGCUGGCCCACAUUGAGUCAGAGCUGGCCAAGCCCAUAGUCUACGAUUCCUGUAACUCAGAAGAAAUACAGAGGAAACUGAAUGAACAGCAGGAGCUUCAGAGAGACAUCGAGAAACACAGCACAGGUGUCGCCUCCGUCCUCAACUUGUGCGAGGUCCUGCUGCAUGACUGUGAUGCCUGUGCCACGGAUGCUGAGUGUGACUCCAUUCAGCAGGCCACCCGGAACCUGGACCGGCGGUGGAGGCACAUCUGUGCGAUGUCCAUGGAAAGGAGACUCAAAAUUGAAGAGACAUGGCGACUCUGGCAGAAGUUUCUGGAUGACUAUUCACGUUUUGAAGACUGGCUGAAGAUUUCAGAAAGGACGGCUGCAUUCCCCAGUUCUUCUGGGGUGCUCUAUACAGUUGCCAAGGAAGAGCUGAAGAAGUUUGAGGCUUUCCAGCGGCAGGUCCACGAGAGCCUGACCCAGCUGGAGCUGAUCAACAAGCAGUACCGCCGCCUGGCCAGAGAGAACCGCACGGACUCUGCGUGCAGCCUCAGACAGAUGGUCCACGGAGGCAACCAGAGAUGGGACGACCUGCAGAAGCGCGUCGCCUCCAUCCUGCGCAGACUCAAGCAUUUUAUUAGCCAGCGCGAGGAGUUCGAGACUGCACGGGAUAGCAUUCUUGUCUGGCUCACAGAGAUGGAUCUUCAGCUCACCAACAUUGAACAUUUUUCUGAAUGUGAUGUUCAAGCUAAAAUAAAGCAACUCAAGGCUUUCCAGCAAGAGAUCUCACUGAACCACGGUAAGAUGGAGCAGAUCGUUGUCCGGGGGGAGCAGCUGAUAGAGAAGAGCGAGCCUCUGGACGCUGCUGUCAUCGAGGAGGAGCUGGACGAGCUCCGGCGCUACUGUCAGGAGGUCUUUGGACGCGUGGAAAGAUACCACAAGAAACUGAUCCGCCUGCCCCUACCGGAUGAUGACCAUGAUCUCUCAGAUCGAGAGCUAGAUCUCGAAGACUCCACGGCUCUUUCAGACCUACGCUGGCAGGACCCCUCUGCAGAUGGCAUGCCCUCCCCACAGCCUUCCUCCAACCCCUCCCUCUCCCUCCCUCAGCCCCUCCGGAGUGAGCGGUCAGGGCGAGACACCCCAGCCAGCGUGGACUCCAUCCCCCUGGAAUGGGACCAUGAUUAUGAUCUCAGCCGGGACCUGGAGUCGGCAUCUCGAACUCUGCCCUCAGAAGAUGAAGAGGGCGAGGAAGACAAGGAGUUCUACCUCAGGGGAGCUGUUGGCUUGUCAGACGUAGUGAUCCCCGAGAACCCUGAGGCCUAUGUAAAGCUCACAGAAAAUGCAAUCAGAAAUACUUCUGGGGAUCCCAGCUCUCUGGAGCCACAAAUGAGGCAACUGGACAGAUCCCUGGGUGACAGCCACUUCCAGAUUCAGCAAACUACAGAUAUCCUCAGAAGCAAAACUCCCACAGGGCCAGACCUGGACACCAGCUACAAGGGCUAUAUGAAGCUGCUGGGCGAAUGCAGCGGCAGCAUAGACUCCGUGAGGAGACUGGAACACAAGCUUGCGGAGGAAGAGAGCUUCCCUGGCUUCGUUAACCUCAACAGCACCGAGGCCCAGACAGCUGGUGUGAUUGACCGCUGGGAGCUCCUACAGGCCCAGGCGCUGAGCAAGGAGUUGAGGACAAAGCAGAACCUUCAGAAGUGGCAGCAGUUUAACUCAGACCUCAGCAGCAUCCAGGCCUGGCUAGGGGAGACGGAGGAGGAGCUGGACAGACUCCAGCACCUGGCACUCAGCACUGACCUCCACACCAUCGACGGCCACAUCAAAAAGCUCAAGGAGCUCCAGAAAGCUGUGGACCACCGCAAAGCCAUCAUCCUCUCCAUCAACCUCUGCAGCUCUGAGUUCACCCAGGCUGACAGCAAGGAGAGCCGAGACUUGCAGGACCGCUUAACCCAGAUGAACGGGAGAUGGGACCGCGUGUGCUCACUGCUGGAAGACUGGCGGGGCCUGCUGCAGGACGCGCUGAUGCAGUGCCAGGAGUUCCACGAAAUGAGCCAUGCUCUGCUUCUCAUGCUAGAAAACAUUGACAGAAGGAAAAAUGAAAUCAUCCCAGUUGAUUCCACCCUUGACUCAGAGAUACUUCAGGACCAUCACAAACAACUCAUGCAAAUAAAGCAGGAGCUGCUGAAGUCCCAGCUCAGAGUGGCUGCACUCCAGGACAUGUCUCGCCAACUCUUGGUGAAUGCUGAGGGCGCAGAUUGUCUAGAAGCCAAAGAAAAAGUCCACGUGAUUGGAAACCGGCUGAAACUUCUCUUGAAGGAGGUCAGCCAUCACAUCAAGGGUCUGGAGAAGUUGCUGGACGUGUCGAGCAGUCAGCAGGACUUGUCCUCAUGGUCUUCUGCAGAUGAGCUGGACACCUCAGGAUCCGUGAGUCCUACAUCAGGAAGAAGUUCCCCAAACAGACAGAAAUCGCCACGAGGCAAAUGUAGUCUCUCACAGCCUGGACCCUCUGUCAGCAGCCCAAAGAGCAGGUCCACAAAAGGUGGCUCCGCUUCCUCCCUUUCUGAACCCAGGCCAGCAGGGGCAGGUCGAACCUUCCUGUUCCGGGUCCUGCGGGCAGCCCUUCCCCUUCAGCUUCUCCUGCUGCUCCUGAUCGGACUCACCUGCUUUGUGCCCAUGUCAGAGGAGGACUACAGCUGUGCCCUCUCCAACAACUUCGCCCGCUCCUUCCAUCCCAUGCUCAGAUACACCAACGGGCCUCCUCCACUCUGAAGCAGGCAGAUGUCCUUCGCACUAGUGCUGGAAGCAUGAUGAGGGGCACCUGGCCCAAAGCCAGCCCAGGCUAGCAGAGAAGACUUUGAUCCUGGCAGGCUUCAUGUAUGGCAGCUUCAGCUCUCCUCCACACCCCGCGUGUAAAAAAAAAAAAAAAAGAAAAGAAAUGAAGCCUUUGGACAUGGAUGAUAAACAACAGGAGGGAAACAGGAUUGGUACAGUGUCGUUUGACACUGAGCCUUAACACUAAAUAAAUUAAGAUGAGGACAUACAGAGUUCCCUGGAUCCAUGAUGUCCGGGCCUUUGGCAUAGCCAAUGGCUCUGGAGCGCCAUCUGGGCAGCUUUCCUAUGGUGCUGCUCCAUCACCCCAAAAGCCCCUCCCCGGGGGGCACGUAUCAGUAUAGUACAUCUGACCGACGCCCACCACCACCCCUGCUGGAGGCAUUAGAACCUCCUCACAUACCGUUUUCUCAGAGCACAUAUGGCAGCUUCCUUUCUACCUUCUUUUCCUUUAGGGCAUGACGUUUUAACGUUGCUUUAGAGGCACAAGCUGUAAAUCUGAAAGGCACUUUUUUUUUAAAGGUAUAAAGAAAACCUGGAUGUAAUAAAUAAGAUCAUGGAAAGCUUUAUGUGAAGAAAAUUGAAUGUUAUAGUAUAAAAAAGAUAUUUAUGUAUGUACAGUUUGCUAAAGCCAAGUUUUGUUUGUUGAUUUCUUUGCAUUUAUUAUAGAUUCUAUAAAGUA